Molecule: messenger RNA, 2087 nt
Organism: Aegilops tauschii subsp. strangulata
Lineage: Eukaryota; Viridiplantae; Streptophyta; Magnoliopsida; Poales; Poaceae
Source: RefSeq, a predicted model, not a curated record
CCCAGGUAGAGGAUGGCGGCCGCCGUGGCCUGCCUCCCGUUUUCCCUCACAGAGGGGCCCACUGCGCCGUGGCGGCGGCGUGCGGCCCAAUCCCAACGCUCUGGAAGAACUGAAUGGACAGGCAUAGGCCGCGCCGGCGGGCGGCGGCGCCGCGGCGGCAACUUGGGUUGCGACCGCCGCCGCACGUCUCCCGCCAGUUCGUUCCCCCUCGAGUCCUCGACCGCUACGUCCGUGCAGAGGAAGUUAGGAGAUUUUGAAGGUCGAAAGGAACAGGAUGAUUUACGGAGAUUCAGAGCCAUCUGUACAAUAUCGAUGAAGAUGCCAGCUAAUUUGAAUAGCCGCUGAUGCAAACCCGGAGGUGCAUUCCAUCGAUCAAGAGAACUCUCAUAUAUAUCACACGAUUGAUUGGCCCUGGAUGAUGAAAUUGUCUUUGCCUGGAUUGGACUAAACCUAAAGGUAGAAACUAGAGGGAACUAGAAGCCAUUAUGGUAUAAAGGAGACAGAGGGAAGAUGCUGCAUCUCUCUUUAUGAGCAGUUGCACCCUUUAGCAAAAGAGAAAGGGGAGCUGUCUUCUGUUAGAUUCCAAAGCAUGAGGUUUCCUGCCAUUCAUUGGCGCUCUCCCUUAGCCGUUCCGCCUUUUGGAACCUCAAGUGUGAGGUAGCAAGUUGAGAUAUUGAGAAAAGCUCAAAAGCACCCGCCAUGUCACUAGAUAGUUUCUUUGCCGUCCUAUUCAUCUGAAAAUAUCUAAUAUGAUGUGUAGUGGAGAAGUCAAUUUGACGGUGCGUCUUGCUUAUCAGCUAUGAGGAUUUGCUAACCAGCAAGAAAUUCCCAUUGCUUCUCACGCGUUCUAUUUAGAAUCUGUUGUUUUUCUUUUCAAGGCAAAUCCAUCUGUGGUCUAGUCUCUAACCUUUCUGAGUUAUGCCUUUGGUACUAGCCCUGUCAGACCAUGAAUUACUAUGCAUUUGUUACUAUGCUUUGUAGAAAAGAACACACAUUAAUGUUCUUAUUUUCACGAGUUCUUAUAUAGUAUUUGAAAGAGUAGCUUGGUUAUUUGAGUACUGCUAGUGCUCAGCGCAAGACAGCCAUAGAUACCUUCUUUAUAGUGUAAAAAAGGAGAUACUUUCUGGAUUGAUGUAUUGAGUUUUUUUUUUUUUGCGAAUAAGUUUGCUUGUUUGUUGGUUGAGUUAAGUAGUGUGUCAAAAUUUAGAGAUUAAACAAGAUAUAUUCUUUAUGUACAUACUUCAUUUGUGUAUUUUCCUUUAUUUUUAUGGAUAGAGGUGUAUCACAUAUAGUCGACGAACUGCGCAUGAAGUUGCAUCAGAUAAAUUCUUCUGUGAAUUAGAUACUUUCAAUGAUUGAACAAGUCUUCACACAAGAUUUUGGAACAAAAGAUAAAUUUGCAUGUAAGUCUGCAACAUGGCUACUGGUUUGAAGGAGCUUAUGUUACUUGGUUAGAUAACCUUGCACCACGUUAAACAAAUUACCCCUUGGUAUGUAUGAUUCAAAACAAUAAGACGAUAAUGUUGGGGAAAAGAAUCUCAUUCCCACCAGUAGUUCGAUCAGGUAUGUGCAGCUAAAAGCAUAAAGAUAGAUAUUUUUCUGCUCAUAUCCAUAUUUAUUCUGUUUCAUGAGUGCGUAUAUAUACAGAAGUUUCAUGUAGGUGGUGACUCAUGAGUUGCCAAAACAACUGAAGAAUGGGCUCCAUGACACAAGAUAUUUAGAAGAUGGUGACAACUAAAGCAAUGUUGGGGGUACUUUGACUGGGGCAGCUCUUGUGUCAUGGUCGUGUUAGAGAGGUGUCCAGCAGCUGUCGUGAAGAAGCCUUCGAGGCCCUGUGCGUCGCUUCUUCGUCAUUCUUGGCUAGAGGCUGGGCAAGGCGAGUCCCAUGCCUUCACGUUCCGAAGAAUGGGUUGUCUCCACACCUGGUUGUAUACCGUCUUAUGCCUUCGUGCUUUCUUUUCUUUUCCUGGCCUCGCCAAAAUUUGGUCCCUCGUGCUUUCUUCUUAUGAAAAUGACCUGCUCCCAGGCAUGUUCGAGAGAAAAAUGCUAAAGUAUAAAGAAAAUCUCAUUGGUUUAGGACUCGGUCA